Mytilinidion resinicola is the source of this 1019-nucleotide messenger RNA. RefSeq lists its product as uncharacterized. Lineage: Eukaryota; Fungi; Ascomycota; Dothideomycetes; Mytilinidiales; Mytilinidiaceae. The transcript has a single exon. Bases 134 to 832 code for a protein of 232 amino acids. The record is from RefSeq and is a predicted model, not a curated record.
GUUGUGUCUUUGAAAGAGAGGAGGAGGUUGAGGAUGAUCUACUGGAUGGGAGGGAGCUCUGAGAAUGCUGGUGCCUAGACGCUGUGCUGCCGUGCAGGUGGCUGAAACUCGCCAAGAGCCUGUGUAACAGCCGAUGAAGGCACCUUUUAGGGCUCGAUCCGCCCAGGUCGAUUCCUGCAGGACUCAAACAGCUCUUCGCCAUGCCUCUCCGACUACCAGCACCGGGUUUCCGCUCGCUCAAAGUUUCCAUUCCUCUUGCGUCCUAUGCACUUCUCACUCGGGCUUUCCUGUCUCGCCACGAAGCCAAGUUAGCAGACCCGGUUUGAUACAAGGUCUAGCAGUCCCAAUGGAUCACCGCUCUAAGAAACACAAGACGUCUCCCCUGAGAACCAAGCACCCGAAACGAGCUCCUCGGGGAAGAAACCCAGAAACGCCGUUGACUUAUUUCAAACGCCGCAUGCCAGUUUUGGCGAAAGAAACCAAUCUGCGGCUACAACACGGAAAGAAACAGCAGGCGGAAAGACCAGCUUCUUUCCUUUGGCAUAUGCUCGGGAAUCCUGAAAACGGCAGGGAGGCAAGUCUGCUAGCCGAUAUGCUGGAAGCGGUGCUUGCGGUUCAAGAAGAGUUGAAGAACUUGGAGGUUCGAAGGGACGGUACAAGUGAGGCCGCCUGUAUAGAUGCAGCCUCAAGGUGCCUGUCGGUUGAUAAUGAGUUGGUGAAGCUAGGCAAGGGAGGUUUGACGGAGAAGGACCGGGCUGUGAUAGAGUUUUGCAAGCUUGUGUAUAAUGUUGAGCGACAGUCAGAGGGAAGCGGAACAAGACAAGGUGUGUAGCCAAAAGCUGUAUUGAUGAUGGUGAGGAAGCUAGCUAUUGAGCGGAAGGAGGAAAGAUAUACACAGGGUGCUGAGUAAGCCUGCUAGAGAGGAAGGGGCCGACAAUGUGGAAGAGUUCAACUUCACUUGGUUCUAGACGGUCGGCGAAAUUAGAAUGAGGUGGGAAGGAAGGACACUUUUUUCCAUA